GAAUGCCUGGCGCUCUGGACAUGCGCACUAGCUCCUUUUCUUUGAAAAGACUGAGCUUGCGCGUAGCCAAAACUUCCUCUACGGCUCCGGCUUCUCAGUGAAAGGACUGUUGAUAUCCACUGCCGCUACACGUAAAGCCAUAGAAGCCGACCACCAUGGGGGCAUAUCUGUCGCAACCAAACACGACAAAGACCUCUUCCGAUGGCGGCAACAGCGGCAUGAGCUACGGGUUCUCUGCUAUGCAGGGAUGGCGCGUCUCCAUGGAGGAUGCUCAUAACUGCAUCCCAGAGCUUGACAGUGAAACAGCCAUGUUUGCAGUGUAUGACGGCCAUGGAGGUGAAGAGGUGGCUCUUUACUGCUCAAAGUACCUCCCUGAUAUCAUCAAGGAGCAGAAAAACUACAAAGAUGGCAAACUGCAGAAGGCCCUGGAGGAGGCGUUCCUGUUCAUAGACGGAAGAAUGACCUCCGAAGAGGUGAUCAAGGAGCUGGUGCAGAUCGCCGGGCGGCCCACCGAUGAGCCCCCCGCCGAGAAGCUGGCAGAGGAGGACGACCUGGACAACGAGGAGGCGGCGCUGCUCCACGAGGAGGCCACCAUGACCAUCGACGAGCUGCUGGUGCGCUACGGGCAGAACCUCAACGCUGUGAAGCAUGCCGCCGCUCUCAGCGCCGCAGCCAAGAAGGCGGGUUGUCCUCACUCCGGGGCCCCGGGGGAGAAGGCCGAGCCUGGAGCGGCGGGCGAGGAGCCGGAGGUGAACGGAGAGGCCACGGACCAGGGGAGCAACGGGAGCGCCAAGUCUGAAGAGGCAGGGGGCACAGGGUUCUCCAAGCUGAGGGCCUGCCGCAAAGCCACCAGAGGGGCAGGCGGGGACGAGGGCGGAUCCUCCUCAGUGGCGGCCGAAGGCGGCAAGGCGGGGGGAGGCGGCGGAGGCGAGAAGGCGGGGAAGGCGGAGGGCUGCGCCGGGCCGUCCUGCUCCUCCAGCGCCGCCGUGGCAGACGGCCGCUCUCGCUUCUUUGAGGACAGCGAGGAGUCAGAGGAGGGAGAGGAGGACGAGGAGGACAGCGACGACGAGGAGGGCAGUGAGGAGGAGGACGGUGACAGCAGUGAAAUGGAGGAAGAGGAGGACACAGAUGAAGGAGAGGAGGAUUCAGAGGAUGAGGAGGAAGAGGAAGAAAUGUGUCUACCGGGGAUGGAUGGCAAAGAGGAGCCCGGCUCAGACAGUGGAACCACAGCGGUGGUUGCUCUGAUCCGUGGGAAGCAGCUGAUUGUGGCCAACGCUGGGGACUCGCGCUGUGUGGUGUCUGAGAGCGGCAAGGCGGUCGACAUGUCAUACGACCACAAACCAGAGGAUGAGCUGGAGUUGGCUCGCAUCAAAAACGCCGGGGGCAAGGUGACCAUGGACGGCAGGGUGAACGGGGGACUGAACCUGUCGAGAGCCAUCGGUGACCACUUCUACAAGAGGAACAAGAACCUGCCGCCAGAGGAGCAGAUGAUCUCCUGCAUGCCCGACGUCAAAGUCCUGACGCUCCACGACGACCACGACUUCAUGGUCAUCGCUUGCGACGGCAUCUGGAAUGUGCUGAGCAGCCAGGAGGUGGUGGACUUCGUCAGCGCACGGAUCAAACCGGACCAGGCCGGCAAAGUCCGGCCCCUCUCUAACAUAGUGGAAGAGCUUUUGGGGCAAUGUUUGGCCCCGGACACCACCGGAGACGGCACCGGGUGUGACAACAUGACCUGCAUGAUCAUCUCGUUCCGGCCCCACCCCGCCUCCACUCCCAACCAAUCGGAAGACACGAGGAAGAGGAAGCUGCAGGAGGCUGAGGCCGAGCUGGAGAAGAACGGGAAGGACGGGAAUGACAGCAAAAAGGCAAAGAGUAACUGAACGAACACCCGGCAACUGGGCAGCCGCUGGCCUGCGUUUGCCCCACAAAUGUUAGAGACUAAUUUCCACAACCCGAAAAUCUUUGCCAGGCAAGGGUCUAAUUCCCCCCCCCCCCCCCCCCCCCCACUCAUCCAACCAAAUUCCCACGUUCCACUCCUAUGAUUAAAUGUUAAUGAGGUCA
Messenger RNA from Gadus macrocephalus (Pacific cod), 2061 nucleotides. RefSeq names its product protein phosphatase, Mg2+/Mn2+ dependent, 1G (gene ppm1g). The transcript has 14 exons. Lineage: Eukaryota; Metazoa; Chordata; Actinopteri; Gadiformes; Gadidae. Gene Ontology annotation, molecular function: protein serine/threonine phosphatase activity; cation binding. Gene Ontology annotation, cellular component: nucleoplasm. Gene Ontology annotation, biological process: protein dephosphorylation. The record is from RefSeq and is a predicted model, not a curated record. Bases 156 to 1880 code for a protein of 574 amino acids.